AACUUAAAUCCUAACAGGUCACAGAGAGCUCAUCACUAUGUUAGACAACUUUGUAUGGUUUGAAGGGAUACCUUUCCCUUCUUUUGACAUAUGUUAUGAAACCAUAAAAGAUGUACGAGACAAUUUUGUGAUAAAUGAUGACGAUGUAUUCACAGUUGGUUACCCUAAAUCAGGAAACAACUGGGUGGUUGAGAUUAUUUGCCUGAUUAUCUCCAAGGGGAAUCCUAAGUGGAGUCAAUCUGUGCCUAUUUGGGACCGCUCGCCCUGGAUAGAGACAGACUAUGGGCAUAAAUUAAUAAGUGAAGCAGAGAGACCUUUGUUGUCCAGCUCCCACCUACCCUUCCAGCUAUUUCCAAAAUCUUUCUUUAGUUCAAAAGCCAAGGUGAUUUAUAUCAUGAGAAAUCCCAGAGAUAUUCUGGUGUCUGGUUUUCAUUUCUGGAAUUCAUUUAAAAGUAAUUCAGAUGUGACUUCUCUGGAACAAUAUUCAGAAAGGUUCUUACAAGGAAAUGUGCCUUGGGGAUCAUGGUUUGAGCAUGUUCGUGGCUGGUUAUCCAUGAGAGGGAGGGAAAACUUCCUUGUUUUGACUUAUGAAGAGAUGCAAAAGGAGUCUCUGGGGAUUGGAAGACUCACUUCACUGUAGCUCAAGCAGAUGCAUUUAAUAAAGUGUACCAGGAGAAGAUGUUAGGAUAUCCACCAGGGCUGUUUCCAUGGGAAUAGUGUCUAAAAUUUUUGGAUAUUAAAAGGAUAGGUAUAUUGGGGCUCGUUUAUUGGAACAUGUGCAUGCAUUGAGAAAGUGGCCAUAGCAUAAAAAAUUAUUUAAUGCUGGAUCUUUAAAUAAUCAAAUCUUUACAUCUUGCUCUCUUUCCUUUCUUAAAUAACCAGAGUACUCCUAUGCAAUUAAUGAAAUACAUAAUUUAAAAAUUUUUGUAAUAACUGAAAUACAUAGGAUGCUAAAAAAAUAAUAUUACUUAAAUUUUGUCAAUUGUUUACAGUAAGACAUACAAUUCCAGAAGCACUUAGGACUUUUCUUCCUUCAUAUCAUGUGGUGUAUUUCCUGAAUAUAUUUUCAUCCGAACACUUAAGAGAAAAGAUUCUUAAUGUUUUCUUGUUAUUUCAUUCUGUUGUGUUUGAACAUAAACAAUAAAAAUUGAUAUCUAUGGA
Molecule: messenger RNA, 1161 nt
Organism: Octodon degus (degu)
Lineage: Eukaryota; Metazoa; Chordata; Mammalia; Rodentia; Octodontidae
Product: bile salt sulfotransferase-like
Exons: 5
Coding region: 38-640 (200 amino acids)
Biological process (GO): sulfation
Cellular component (GO): cytoplasm
Molecular function (GO): sulfotransferase activity
Source: RefSeq, a predicted model, not a curated record